AAUUAUUUCGACCAGUCAGUAUCCAGAUUGUCAUCAGUGUCCUUGAACGACAUUGUUCAUUAUUCAUACAGCUAAUUUUCAUUGCUGGUGCUGAUAAAAAAAUGACUCUCUCAUCCGAUCGAUUACAGCUGCUACAUGAACGACAUCUGGAGUUCUUAAUCAAAUUCCGCACGCAACUGCUGAAUCACCCAUGCUUUGGAGAUACGACGGAAGUAGAUGGGUUGAUUUCUCAGCUGCACAGUGAGCUGGAAAAUGAUUGCAGCCUCCAUGAAUCCUCGACAAAUCGUAUUUCAAACGACACAGCAGCCAUUCAUGAUCCGCCCAGUGGUCCAGAAAUGUCCAAUUCAGAAGCAUGCCCUGUCGUGGGUUCAAAUCCCACUGUCUCCGAAACAUGUACAGACAGUGAGGUAUCCAGCUCACUCGAAGAUCCCCUCGUUUUGCCAGAAAAUAUGUCACAUGCAUCAAAUAAUAGCCAAGAACCUGGUACAGUUUUGUUGCACACUGAUUGUCCCAGUGAUCAACUAUCUACUAGUAAGAUUUUCAAGUAAUUCGAUGACAAUGUUCCAGAAGAUCCAAACUCUGAUGACUUCGAAUUGAAUGGCGUCUAUCCUCACUAUCUGGUCAGUCUUACUGGAUUCCCUGUUCAAUAUGUUUUAAAUGCAGUCAAAUUAAUUGUAAUUUGGGUUUAUGAGGACCCAACAUUAUUUCGCGGGGGAGGAUGGACGCGGAAAAUUAACAAAAUCCGGAUAUCAACUCCGGAUCUUCAAAAAAGGGAGGUGUUGGGAUAUUCAGAAAAUUAUCAUGUUAAGUCUAAUGGUGUUCUUAGACUUUAAACGGACAUUUCCUAUUGGUCAAUAUUUAUUUUACUUGUCAAAUAUUGUAAAAAUGUUGUUUUCUAUUUUAUGGUACGAUGUGAUCUGUUUGAUUGGUAUAUAAACAGAGUAUGUCUGAAAUAUGGUGAUUCAUAUCUCAGAGGCUGAGACUUGCGUUCUGGACUCAACUGGCUGGGAUAGACAGGGUAGCGGAGCAAUCAGAGCCCUAGGUCGUUCUUACGUGUCUCUUUGAAUCGAUCGAUCAUUCGCUAACCUCCAAUCUGCAGCAUUUCACGUUA
Molecule: messenger RNA, 1111 nt
Organism: Schistosoma mattheei
Lineage: Eukaryota; Metazoa; Platyhelminthes; Trematoda; Strigeidida; Schistosomatidae
Source: the annotation of a GenBank genome assembly